AAAGGGUGCAACAAUAGCUACUCUGGGACAUUAACUAGAACCGUUUAUAGGCCUGCUGAAACAUGGUGACCACAAAAACUUUUCCAGAGUGUCUGGGCGAAGAAUAUUGCCAUAGAGAGUAAAAAGCUGUGUUUACAGCUCAGGAAAGAGUUUGCAACUGUAAUUCAGAAGUGACAAAGGGCAUGGAGCUUGCUGGGAUUCUGCUGCCCUCUCCUGGAUGCAGCAUCUUAUUUUGCCCCAUGAGUUCAUGGGCUGUGGUUCAUGGGAGUUGUGUGUGGAUAGGUUGUCUGCAAAGCCUAUUUCUCCAGCAUCCAUAUAGAGUAAAAAGGGGGCCUACAUGGAUGAGAGUGUGCGGUGGGCCAUAGACACGUGUGUCCCACUGUGUCCUUACAACUUCAGUGCACAUCACAGCCUUUGGACGUAUACAUGAGCAGCUCAGAUUUGCCAAUCCUGAAUGAUUUGGGUGGGGAUUUCUAGUAGAUGUGUCCCCACAGGCAUAUCCUGCAGAAACACAGCCACUGUCACAGGCAGAGCAGGAUCAGCCCAAGGAAAUGACGCAGUCUGGACUUACUGCACUGUGGGACGAUCCAGUUCUGAGACCUGGUCAUGGAGAGGAUGGGCUAUUACCAUCAGGAGGGAUCUGGGAGGCAUUGAAGCAGAUAGUGCCCAGACCCCUUUUCACCAUGGGCACACAGCAGGGUUCUCUGGGAGGUCAUUUAGGCCCUGGUGAUGGUCAUGUGUGGAGUGCAGCCAACUCUACCUUCCUUGCUCUCUGUGCAUCAUUCACUUUCUAUGAGUUUCUUUUUUUGGUCUUGAUUUUUUUUAGGUAGCUCUUGGCUCAGUCUGCCUGUUCCCCAGCCUUCAGAAACAGAGCAGAGCCCUAAAAAACACAUGUCUUCUUCUGAGCCCAUCCUGGACCUCAAGACAGACACAACAGAAGCACUUCCAGAAAGGAAACUAGGAAUGCUUCAUUCAGAGCCACAGGGCUAUGCUGGACCUCUGGGCUCAGGUCUCUUCUGGAGCUGGAGGCACUGACACAGAGCAAAGCAAACAAUGUGAGCUUGGGACAUGGCACAUGCCUGCAGUGACCCUGAGGAGCCCAGACCAGACCCAGGGACGAAGCAGGACCCUGUCAGCACCCUGUGUGAGUGUGAUGCUGCAGCCUCCAGCACCAGCAGUCACAGCGAGCCCAGUCCUGCUCCAUCCGCAGGUGAGAGCAUCUCAGGCAGAGACUCCAAGUCAGAGCAGGGGAACCCCAGCCCUGCAGACUCCAUGCCAUGUCCAGAAGCCCCUGAAGAAUGCCCAGCUCGCCCCAACACCCUGGACUUGUCCAAGUCGCUGAAGAAGCUGGAGGAAGUGAAGCAGAUGGGGCAGAGGCGUAACAGUGACCACACGGCGGUGAAGGAGAACGGGGUCGGGAGCAGCCCUGUGGCCGCAGCGGUGAGCGAGGAGAGGAAGGCGCUGCAGUCCGAGCUGGGGAAGUGCAUCGAGGACUUCCGGAAGAUCAAGAUCCCUCAUGCCUUUCCCAAUAAGAAACGGCAGUGGCAAAGCGAGCUGCUGAGGAAAUACCAGUUGUGAGGGCUGCGGUGAGGCUCUCUGGGGGUUCCCCAAGCCGGUGGGUGGCGCAGGGCAUCGGCACACCUGGGGUGGGGAGUAUAGGCUGCUCCUUCAACAAGUGUUGCAAGCUGAAAACUAGGACAGCAUGCUCCUUAACGUGGCAGGAGGGAUGCAUGCUGCCCCAGACAGUAUGAACAUAGGUGAAGGGACAUAGAAAAGGCAAGGGGGCCCAGGGAGAAUUACCAGGGGAAAAGCUACCAUACAGCAGGAGCCCUCAUCUUUGUGUGAACA
This is a messenger RNA of Lagopus muta (rock ptarmigan), 1848 nucleotides long. RefSeq names its product BTB/POZ domain-containing protein KCTD16-like. The transcript has 3 exons. The record is from RefSeq and is a predicted model, not a curated record. Lineage: Eukaryota; Metazoa; Chordata; Aves; Galliformes; Phasianidae. The coding region runs from base 1069 to 1578 and encodes 169 amino acids.